AUGCGAGUGCUUUGGUAUUCCCAACAAUAUGGAAAGAUUCGAGUGAGCCGAAAUAUAAUUCCACCAACGGAUGCCUAUUUCAGUCAACAGUGGUACUUGAGUGAGGCCUACAAUCAGAAUGUUUUGGCUGCCUGGGCUCAGGGCUACACAGGUAAAGGUGUGGUGGUGUCUAUAUUAGAUGAUGGCCUGGAGACAAGCCACCCAGACAUUGCUGGAAAUUAUGAUCCGCAGGCUAGUUAUGAUAUGAAUGAUAAUGACCCAUAUCCAGACACUCACUACUCCAAGACCAAGACAAAAAGUCAUGGAACACAGUGCGCAGGAGUUGUGGCUGCUAUGGCAAAUAACAGUGUCUGUGGAGUUGGAGUGGCCUACCAAGCAAAAAUAGGAGCUGUCAGGAUGCUGGAUGGAUUGGUCACUGACUUGAUAGAGACCAGGUCAUUAAACUGGAACCAGCAACACAUUGACAUCUACAGCUCCAGCUGGGGCCCUGAUGACCGGGGCCAGAAUGUGGAAGGGCCAAGUCCGUUGACGCAAGAAGCUUUUAUUAGAGGCAUAAGCCAAGGCCGUGGGGGCUUGGGUUCCAUCUAUGUCUGGGCCUCAGGCAACGGGGGAAGCAACUUUGACAACUGUAAUUGUGACGGCUACGCCAAUAGCAUGUACACAAUAUCAGUUGGUAGCACUACAGAGAGAGGCACCGUGCCAUUCUACAGCGAACCCUGCUCCGCCAUCCUAACGACCACCUACAGCGGCGGCAGCUUUCACCACCGCAGAAUCGUCACCACAAACCUGCACCAUACCUGUACCUCUGACCUCACCGGGACCUCUGCCUCCGCUGCUCUGGCGUCUGGGAUCAUUGCUCUGGCUUUGGAAGCGAACCCCACUCUGACCUGGCGCGAUGUUCAGCACCUGGUAGUGAGAGCUUCUCGACCAGCAGAGCUUAAAACAAGUGACUGGAAGACCAAUGGAGCUGGUAGAGUUGUCAGCCACUACUAUGGAUUUGGGCUGCUUGAUGCAGGCAAGAUGGUCAACUUGGCCAGGAAAUGGAGAGCAGUCCAGCCUCAGAGGAAGUGUAUUGUUGAUGUCAUUACCACACCUCAUGAGCUGCGCAAGGAGCUGACAUGGAAGUGGAACGAGACAGCUUGUCACGGUACCAAGAACUGGAUUCAGUCUUUAGAGCACCUGCAGGCCCGACUGACCCUGACCUCAGCCAGACGUGGUGACCUCUCCAUAACCCUUACCAGCCCUAUGGGAACUACCUCCAACCUCCUCACUAUCAGGCCUUAUGACAGCUCCUGUGCAGGAUUCUCUGACUGGGCAUUUACCAGCACACACUGCUGGGAUGAGAAUCCAUCAGGACACUGGAUACUGCAGAUAAAAAACAAUGGAGAUUUAUUUGACCAAGGACGCUUGUUGAAAUUCCAACUGGAGUUGUAUGGGUCAGCUGGGCGCAUGGCAGGACUUCGCAUGCAGAGGACCAUGGUCCAGGAGUGUGCAGUGAGAGACACUGAUGGCAGCUGUGCAGUGUGUGUUCAUCCACUGAUUGCGUUUGAGAGUGUUUGCCUGGUCGCCUGCCCACCUCAUUACUAUGAGUCAGACGGAAAUGGCACCCACAGGUGCUUACCCUGCCACAGAAGCUGCCACACCUGCUUCAGCAAGUGGAACACAGACUGCCUGGAAUGCCCUCCAUACUCUACCUUCGAUCCCCGCCUUGGUAUCUGUAACCCCCCUGUCUACCCUUGGAGCCAACGGCGUAAAAUGACCGUCAGCAUGGACCGGACUGCGGCCGUGCUUGGCAUCCUCAUUGGUGGGCCGGUGGUGGUCCUGACCGUUAUGUUGAUCAUAACAUCGGUGGUGAACAGAGUCUUCUUAUUUGGUGAUGCUUCAAGAAAUCGGGCAAGCAGGACCAGCAAUGAAGAGGAGGCAAGGAGAGGGGUGGAGAUGGUAGUGCUGAGUGUGUCCGAAGAGCAGACAGGAAGCAGUCGAUUCCCCUCACCCACCUGCAUUGCAACUAUAUGA
Molecule: messenger RNA, 2016 nt
Organism: Hypomesus transpacificus
Lineage: Eukaryota; Metazoa; Chordata; Actinopteri; Osmeriformes; Osmeridae
Product: proprotein convertase subtilisin/kexin type 4-like
Exons: 13
Coding region: 1-2016 (671 amino acids)
Biological process (GO): peptide hormone processing
Cellular component (GO): trans-Golgi network; Golgi membrane
Molecular function (GO): serine-type endopeptidase activity
Source: RefSeq, a predicted model, not a curated record